AUGUUACCAAUGUCAUCUUCAAAUCAUCAUACACAUAUGGAAACAAGUUGGAAAACAUAUUAUGAUGCAAAAAAAAUUCUUCGUCAAACUGAACAACGUUUAAAAGAAACACGUGAUUAUUAUCCACAUGUUCAUUUAAAUAAUCAUUAUGAUAAUAAUAAUGAUUUAUCAACAUUAUCAUCAUCAUCAUCAUCAUAUUUAUUACAUGGUGAUACAUCAUUAAUUCAUGCUGGUAAUAGAUCAAUAUUAAAUGAUGAUCGUACAAUUAAUACUAAACAUCAACAAUUACUUGAUUCAGAAGCAUUACAAACAAUUCGUAGAAAAAUUAGUAAACAAAAAUUAGCAGCAGAACGUCGUGCUGAAAAUAUAUUUCAUUCUCAAUCAGAUGCUGGUCAUAUGUUUGAAUCAUAUCAACCUCAUAGUACAUAUUCAACUUCUGCUAGUUUACAAAAUCUUCAUUAUUCUCCAUAUCGUCAACAACGUAUUUCACCUCCAAAAUUUCAACCAUCAUAUACAACACAUCUUUCUCAAUCUCAAUCAUUUCCAUCAGAACUUGAUAAUGUUCUUCGAACUUCGACAAAUUCAAAAAUUUUACAUAAAAAUAAUGAUUUUGAACGACAAACAAUUCAUCAAUCAAAUAUACAUAAAAUACCUAAACAUAUAUCGAAAGAUAAUUAUUCAUUAACGAAUGGUCGAUUAAUUCAACAACGUAGUACAAGUGCAUCGAAUAGUCUUACAACUAGAUAUCAAGAUCUUCCGUCAUCUCAUUAUUUAAAUUCAAAUGAUAGUCAACGAUUAAAACAUGUUGUUCGUCAUGUUGAAUCUUCUGCUUAUACUUCAUCAGGUUUAAGUGCUAAAACAAAUUUAAUAACAUCAGAACCAAUUGUUGCUAAAAAAUCAUCAUCAAUAUCUCAACAAGAAAAAUUAUUAAAAAAAAAACCAAUAACAGAAAUAAUUAAUAAACGAAUAAAAACAGAUAUUGAAGAAUCAUUAAGUUAUACAAAUCAACGAACAGAAAAAAUAUUUAAAUCAAAACGUGAUACUAGUGCGUCGAAACCAUCUAGUAUUAUUACAGAAAAAACCCCAUUAAAACCACCAUUACCGAAACAUGAACAAGAUAAAAUACGACGAGAUAAAUAUAAAAAAUUCAAUGAACCAAUUAAAGAAAAUUCUCAUCAAUCAUUAACAAAAAGAACAACAUCAGCAUUUACACCUAUAACACCAAAAGAUUUAACAGAACAAACACGUCAACGUUUAGUUCAUUUGCUUGGACCAUCUUCAGAUUAUCUUACAAAUAAAUCAUUGGAAUCACCAUCUUCACUUGAACAUUCAUCAUCAUCAUCGAUUUCUUCAUCUAAUGAUUCCGUAGUUGAAGUUCAACAAAUAAAAUCAAAUGAUCCUAUAACAGUACGAUCACGUUCAGAACCACCGAUACAAAAUGGUGGUACUAAUAACAAUGUACAUCGUCAGGAAAAUUUACUUCGAUGGGCUGGUAAUUUAACAAGAGAUUGUGAUAUUGUAGAAAAUAGAUUUAAAUAUUUACGAUCAAAUAGUACACAACCAUAUGAUACUAUUUCAUCAUUAUAUCAACAUGAUGAUGGAAAUUUACGUUAUCAAACAUUAAAUUCUGAAACAAUAACACAUUUAAAUCAAUCAUUAUCAAAUAUAAAUGAUCAUCGAGAUUUAUUAUUAGAACGACGUAUAUAUCGUGAUCGUGCUGCAGCUAAAAUUCAAGCAGCAUAUCGUGGUUAUACUGUACGAAAAUCUUUAUCAUGGUUAAAUGAUAAACAAAAAUAUUUACAUGAUAAAUUUAAUAAACGACCAAUUCAUCGAGAUACAACAUCAAUUAAUAUUGAUAUACGUUUAACAAACGAUAAUUUUCCUAUUGAUUCAACACAUCGACGUUAUGAAAAUGCAUCAAUCAAUAAUUAUCAACAACAAUCUAUACGAAAAAUAACAACAUUACCAUUAUAUUCUGAUGAUUAUGAUAAUAUUCCAAAUGGAUCAAUAUCAAAUUUAUCAACACCAAUUAAUCAUAAACAAAUACCAAUAAUAACUGCAAAUUAUUUAUUAGAUUUACCAAAUACAAAUUCUUCAAUAUUAACAACAUCUAUACCUUCACCUGAAUCUCAUGUACCAUUAGAAAAUGAACGUCGUCGAUCUAUAUCACCACCUUUACCACCACAAAUGUCUCCUGAUAAUGGUCGUCCACUUCCACAUUUAACACAAAAUUUAAUUGAUGAACAUAUUGAUAUAACAAAACGAUUAAAAACAAAUUUACGUUCUCAAAAUUCUCCAGUUAAUACAUUAUCUCAACAACAAUCAAUACGAAAAUCUCCUAUUCAACAAUUAUCAUCAUCAUCAUCAUCAUCAUCAUCAUCAUCAACAAUUAAGAAUCCAAAACGUCGAUCACCAUCUCCACCACCAUUACAACAACAAACAAUAAUAAAUACACAUUCACGUCAUCGUACUCCACAUAAUUCAAGUCCUCCAACAUCUUCAUCUGAAUCGUAA
Messenger RNA from Rotaria sp. Silwood1, 2514 nucleotides. NCBI's taxonomy places the organism in Eukaryota, Metazoa, Rotifera, Eurotatoria, Philodinida, Philodinidae. The record is from the annotation of a GenBank genome assembly.